CAAUCGGAGGCCUUGCGGCGCGGCGGCGGCGGCGCUGCCCCCCCCCGGCUCCGCCAUGGCCCUGACGGCCGAGACCGAGUCCCGGCUUUACCGGUCGCUCCGCGCCGCCGCCGGCGCCGCCGCCCACCUCGUGGCGCUGGGCUUCCCCAGCGCCGUGGCCGUGCUGGCGCGGCCCGGGUCCAGCCUCUUCUCCUGGCACCCGCUGCUCAUGGCCCUCGCGGUAAGUCCCACCGGCACGGGAGGGGGCGGGGACCGAGCCCCUCCCGCCCCGGUGCUGGUUCUACCCGGGCUGGUGCCGAUCCCCCUGCCCUCUGUCUCCCAGUUCUCAUUCCUGAUGACAGAAGCUCUGCUGAUAUUCUCGCCGGAGACAUCGCUGCUCCGUUCCUUCUCACGCAAAGUGAAAGUGCGGGCGCACUGGGCCCUGCAGCUGCUCGCCCUGCUCUGUGCCCUCCUGGGCUUGGGCAUCAUCACCUACAACAAGCACCUGAACGGCAAAGCGCACUUUGUCACCUGGCAUGGGCUGACGGGGCUGCUGGCUGUGCUGUACACCGGGGCGCAGUGCGCAGGGGGGCUGCUCCUGCUCUACCCCAAGCUGAUGAAGAACUGGACGCUGGCCAAGCUGAAGCUGUACCACGCCACCUCGGGGCUCGUCGGCUACCUACUGGGCUGUGCCAGCCUGAUGCUGGGCAUGUGUUCCUUGUGGUUCACCGCCUCAGUGACCGGUGUCUCCUGGUACCUCGCCAUGCUGUGUCCCCUGCUUACCAGCCUGGUGAUCAUGAACCAGGUGAGCAACGCUUACCUGUACCGCAAGAGGAGCCAGCACUGAGGGCCCGGCAUGGAUCUGAACUUCCUCGGUGUGAGCCAGUGAGGCCGGGGCUCGCUCCCCCAGGGCUCUCCUGCUCACACAGAGUCUCCUCAGAACUAGAUUUCUACCUACUUGUUUCUCAUUAGUCCUGGAUUAUCCGUAGUGUCUCGUUCCCAGAGCGGCUACCAUGUGUGUGACACCGAGCAGGCAGGAGCUGCCUGGCUCGUCCCUGCCUUGGUGGGGACAUUUCCCACCACAGGUGACGCUGCUGAUCCUGCAGCAUCUUGGUGCUCGGUGCUGGGAAUGGGAGAGUUCUCUCAGGAUUCCUGUUCCUUUUCCCUUCCCUCGCCACCCAGGGCUGCUUUGCAGCAGGCAGGCCAGGAGCUGUCGCCUUCCUGGGGAGGAGGGCAAGGAGUUCCUGCUCGGGCACCGCGCUGCCCUGUCUGGCACGAAGGCAGCUUGGGCACAGUUGUGGCUUCAGCCUGGCUGAAGUGGGGUAGCCUCAGCCAAGGUGUCCACCCCCACAGCACAGCUCCGCACAGGGACAUGGCGGGGGGGGCUCCCCGAGACCGGUACAGUCAGUUGUAGAUCUGGCCACGCACAAAUCCUUCCCACGGGCUGGGACAGCAAAGCUUCAGCCUUGUGGGAGAUGGGGAUGCAUUUUACAGAGCAAGUUAUGGAGCUGGGUUACAAACCAUCAGCCCGUGAAGGCGUUUUGUCCUGCUAAGGGGCACAGGGAACAGCACGAGCACAGAGAGGAACCAGGGCUUGGGAUGAGCCUUUGAGCCGGCCUCCAAAACAGCCCUUGGCAAGGCAGAACGCAGCCUUCUCGCUCGCCAGCACAAGAACCUGCCUUCCAGCCCGCUUGCCGUCAGGGCAGCCGGCACCGCGAGGCUCUGUCUGCUGCAGCAGCCCCUCCUCAGCACAUAUCCUGCUCUCAGCAAGGCUGGAGAACUGGGAGCGGCUCCCAGGCUGGGAAAUUCCUCUGUAUCCAGAGCUUUUAUUCAAUAAACGUUUCAGGCAGCUACAGUGCAACAAGCCCUGUUUAGUGCCCG
Messenger RNA from Cuculus canorus (common cuckoo), 1860 nucleotides. Its product is annotated as transmembrane reductase CYB561D2. The record is from RefSeq and is a predicted model, not a curated record. NCBI's taxonomy places the organism in Eukaryota, Metazoa, Chordata, Aves, Cuculiformes, Cuculidae. Gene Ontology annotation, molecular function: transmembrane monodehydroascorbate reductase activity. The transcript is spliced from 3 exons. Bases 56 to 826 code for a protein of 256 amino acids. Gene Ontology annotation, cellular component: endoplasmic reticulum.